AUGUCGGAUUCUACUCCUCCAGAAACAGACAACUUGCUGGAUAUCGAUUCAACGGGCACUGAAAAUCAAGAUGUGUCGUCCACGACGCCCCCAUUCGAUGAACCAGCGAAAGAAGAAGAAGAACCUUCUCUAAAUAUUGAAAACGUGUCCGAUGAAAAAGAGGACACGCCAGCUGUCGAAGAUCUUCCAACAGACAGAACAGAAACCGAAGAAAAACCUGACGAAGCGAUCCUUGCUACCAAAGGUUAGCUUGUACAAAGAUUGUAAGCACACUUAAGCUUACGAUAAACGUUUAUAUUUGUGGCUGGUUUAGCUCGUACUUUGUGCAAUAGAAUAUCCCCUAUACUGCCACCUACCUUAUGUCUUUUUGUCUCGCUUGGGUAGACGUUUUGGAAAACUUAUAUUUUAAAGUGCUUUGGCCUCAAUCGAACCAGCAGAAAGUCAUGGGAAGGCUCGAACACUCUCGGGUGUGUGAAAGUCAAAUUAGUUUCCUUCGUGUCAGUCCGCUCAAAAUGAAUUCUUUGUUUAUUUUCCAGAGCUAACAAGCCGCCCUGCUCGGUGGAUGAAGGAACAUGGAGUCGAUCAGAGAAGUACAGUUUAAUAACAAAUUGUGCAGUUUGAAGACAAGUUACUGUACGUUGCGUUUAGAUAACUUGUUUAGUAGCAAGCACGGUACUUCAAUCAUCCUGCACAGUUUUUAACUUGACUAAUAACAUAAACUUUCAAUCGCCGUUAAAUUAUAGCGACAGAAGAAAAAAAUGUUGGAGAAACCAUCAGAAAUAUACAGUGAUUACAGUAGGUACGAAUGGACGGCGAUUGAAAACUGUAUUAUUCCAAAUUAUCGACUGUUUUCUUUGUGGCCGCUGGGCGCUGCCUUCCAAACGGAAAAUGCAAGGAGUUAAUAAAUAUUCGGGCGCACCCAAUUCGUUAGUUGAUUAGCAACAGCAUUCACUCACUAAAUAGCAAACCAGCACCACAAACGAAUGGGCAGUUGAAGUUAAAUCUCAUAAUUAUGACGAUUUUAAAACCUCGUGGCCCAGUGGUGAUAUCAAAUCAAAAAGGGUACUAGUGAAUUCUUGGUUGAGCAAGGCCAUUUUAUAUAUUUGGGUCUGCAACUGAUGUAAUCUUCCCAAUUUAAUCAGAUAUGUCUUUUUUCAUUUACUUUUUUCAUCAGAAAAUGCUCUUCAUUCAUCCAUUUGGUUCACAUGAUUACUUUGUCGAUCAUGUCACACUGAAUUAUUUAUAACUUCGCCGGAAUAUUUAUUGUUUUCAACUCUGUAGUUUCGGGUGGGGCGUUUAAAAUAACCUCAAUCCCUUUUCUUCAUGUCAUUUCACGUAAGCUGACACUUAAUAAACGUCAAAUCAACCAGACAGAUACAAAUUUCAUUAUUAUUUUUUUGACACAAAAUAAUCAAAGCUUGCAAGUUAAAAGAUGCAAGAUUCUUCAAAGUCCUUACACCUGCUGCUGUGUGUACUCUGCAUGUUUUCUUUGCAAUAUUCAGCUUUUUAGUCGUGUUCUUUGGAAGGAUUUUUGUAUUGUGUUCAGCUAGUUAAAAACUAAUGUCAUCCAUGGGUGCCUAUCAUGGGAAACUUUCAUGUUGCAUGAAUCAUACAAAAGAAUAUUUUCUUUAGUUAUGUUAGUAUACAUUGUGUGCAAAUGUUGUGUUCUCUGAUGCAUUUCUCUGUUUACUGUUUAGACAUAGUGACAUUGUUGGGAAAUUUAACAUGUUGCUUUAUAAUGUUUCUUCCUUACUUCUAAAUGUGAAGUGGGUAUUUAAAGGCCUGUUUAAAAUUGCCCUGCAUUUAAGAAAAUUAAAAAACCCUUUGGAUUGAAAGGUUUGUUACAUAUGACUUUCAUAAUUUUUUCCUUUUCGGGGGAGGGGGAGGGGGAAAGGUGCUCUGUUAAAACUGAGGCAACAGCAUUUAAAACUAAUUACACAGUUUUUUAAUGAAAAUCAACACUUUGCUGGAGCUUAGCGUUGAUGUUUUUAAUAUAUCAAAGGAAACCGAAAUGAGUUACGAAACCGACAUUAUCAAUUCUGUUAUGAAAGUGAACUUUAGUCAUCUAUGGCCCUUUUUUUUAAUGGAAUGGGUUCAGAUAUUUCUUAGUCAUUCCAAGUUUUUUGCUUGUGUGAACAGGCCUUAUACCAUUAAAGAUACCUUACUUUAAUUACCACUUUAUUUUAGUUAUUGACUUGAUCUACUGGCGCUGUCUGAAAAAGACUGGGAUUGUGGUGGUAACCGGUCUGGUGCUGCUGUUUUCACUGACCAUGUACACAUUCCUGAGUGUGGUAACAUUCUUCUCCAUGGCAUUGCUGACUGUGUCACUGCUGUAUAGGGUUGGCAUGACUGUCAUGGGUGCAAUACAGAAAACAGGAACUGAUAAUCCAUUUAAGUAAGUGCAUGAAAGGCUCCUGUUUUAAAGGCAUAGUUCCAUACUAAAAAAUACAAACUGCUAAAAUUGUAGGGAUUGGUAGAAGGCCUCUUCGUCUUGUUUGAGAACCAAGCCAUCAUUGCAGGGAAGCAGAGGGAUGUUUGCUCUUAUAAUGUACUGCUAUGUCUUACUGAAUGGGUUCAUUAUUUUAUGGAUUAUAUGCUCUUUCUGGUGGUGCUAUCUUUUAGAUUCCUCACUUACUGAUAAUAUAUUUCCAGGGAUUUGAUAACUUUAACUCUUUUCAUGAUCUUUCAUGUCGCUUCUUGAGCACUUCUUGUGGCCAAUGGGCCUACUUUUUUAUUCCUUGUAUGUGUCUGCAAUUUUUGUUUCAAGAAUUAUUCUUUUCAUUUGUUUUGUUGAUCUAGGGCUAAUGGCACUUGGGGAUACAAUAAUACCUCAACAAUUUUUCUACUGCUGUUGUUGUUGUUGUUACUAUUAGUACUAUCACUAAUAUAAGAACAGUAAAUUAUUAUUGUUAUUAUUGCUAUUACUAUUAAAAAAUCUCAUGAAAUUGAGCCUUGUGAGGUAGUAGAUUGUGAAAAUUUAUCAACUGCCAACCUACUACCAAAUGCAUUAACUAAACAAUGCUUUGUGCUAUAUUUUAGGACAAUUCUUGAGAGAGAUGUUGACAUUCCUAAAGAAAAGGUAACAAAUUAUCUGUUACAAGUACUUGCAAUAAAAGAGAAAUGCAAUAAAAAGAAAAGUAAUUAUUAUUAAUGCGAUGUUUGAACUUUAUUGCUUUUGUUAACUCCUCAUUUGCAGGCUGUGGAAGUUGUGGAAGUUAGCAUUGACCAGAUAAACCAGCUUACCAAGGAGUUAAAGCGGCUUUUCUUAGUGGAGGAUAUUGUUGACUCCAUCAAGGUAAAAUGUGUGAAGUCGAUCAUGUAACCUUUUUAUUUACAGUUGACUCCCACUAACUCGAACCAAAGUCGAUUUCCCCUGGAUUUCCUUUGUACAUUUACUGUAAUUUUACCCUCGGUAACUCGAACCCUCAAUAACUCAAACCUCCUGUUAACUCGAAAUAAUUUUUGUUCCCCUUCAGCUCCUUUCUAUACAAUUUUACUCUCAAUAGUUUGAACCAUGUUAUAAGUGCGUGACAAGUCGGGAAAAACCGUGUGCUGAAGUCCGAAACAUUGAAUUUAUUUCAUAACAACCAAGUAAAUUAUUUGUCUUUACUUUUUUAUCACUCCAGUUCAAAUUCCGUGUCCAUUUCUGUAUACUUUGUUGCUUAAUUUCCUUUCCUUCCCAUCGAUUUGCUUAUUUCCUUACUUCUGGUCGUUUCCUCAAACUCCUGAUAACUGGAACUUUUUUCAAUUUCCCUUGAAGGUUCGAGUUAGUGGGAGUCGACGGCAGUUUAAAUACAUUGCAAUGUAUUGCAGUUUAUUUCGCAAAGCAGCAAGCGCAAAAAUUUCUGCCUUUCAGUGGGAUUCAUACUUGUGACCUCUGGCUGAUAAGUUUCCAUACCAUGCAAUUCUGAAAAUAAGUUUCACUAGCUUGUAUUCAGAGGGGCCUCAUUAUUGAAGGGGAAUGUGCAUGUUACAUAUGGCUGUACUUAAAUGAACAAGCCCUAGGAUUUCACAGUAACGAUCGUUUGCGGUACUGUGUCAUUACCCUGGUCCUUAAAAAAACGGAACUGAAAAAUAGUUUCCCAGUGACAUUUUCAGCCUUAAGGAUCAAUUUACAAAAAUUUACUAUUUUUCCCACACAAUCUUGACUAGUAGAGCAAUUCUUAGUUAUGACUCGGGUUAUAUACAAAACUCAACGUUGAUUAGCAUCUAUCUUGUUUCUGUUGUUUGUCAUCUUGAAUCAUUUCCAAAGUGCAUUGAACAUCACUGGUUUAUGGCUUCCAGGGCCAAGAAAAAAAUUUGACGUCCAAAAGUUGAAAAUAUUUAAGAGGUGGGUUCCCUUGAAUUUUCUCCGAGCCAAAAAAUUGUUACGGAUGGUUUCCCCUGAUCUCUGUGGGGUACGGAAACGCAAAAUUGUUUUCCUUGGGAACUAAGAUCCUAGGGCUUGAAUGAACUUACAUGUACUAGUCAGCACAAGGCUAACCAUGAACAGUGGUGUCUGCAACACCUUUGAGCAUCCCAAAUUACAUAGUACGCUGUAUGAUCCUAUAUAACUACACUGUUACAGUGUAGUUAGUGUAGUUCAUAGUUAUAGAAACCCAACAAGGCAAAACUCAUUUCUGGGCUUGCCUUGUACAACUUUCUUAUUGUUUUCUCUGUGAGGGCGAUUCCAAUUUUUGGGGGCUUAUAUACAUGUAUGUAAGAGACCUUUUAGGGGGUGUUGAACUUUUGGGCAUAUAUUCAGGUGUUGAAAGGCGCCUAUUUACAGAAUUUCACAAUAACUUGUUUUGUUAGAUGAUCAUACCGGUAAUGUAUUGUCAGUGUUGUUUGAGCCCCUUCAAAAUCCUUAUUUUUUUACCAGGCUUGCAUUCAUUGUUUAAAUAAGGUGUCUUAUGCAUUCUUUCAAAACUCACGCUGGAUUCUGAGAGUUUCACUACCGCUUCUUUCUUUCAGUUUGGACUUCUCUUGUGGGUUCUGUCAUAUGUUGGUGCCUGGUUUAAUGCACUUACCCUCAUUAUCAUUGGUGAGUAUUAUUAUGAAGAAACCUUUGCAAAGCAAAUGCCUCUUUUUCAAUUUUGUUCUUGCCACUACCGCUUGUAAGUAGAGUAAAGAGUUUUAACUUCUUGUUUGGUUGUGUGUGGUUCUUUUUUAGAUUUUAUUCUCCUGUUUUCUCUGCCUCGCUUGUAUGAGGAUCAUCAGGUAUGUCCAAUUAAACACUUAAGAGGUUGGGGAAGUUGUAUUUUUGACUACUUCAGACCAUGUAUAGUUAAGCUAGAGGACUGUUUCUUCCAAAUGAUUUUGUUGUGUUAUUCGUGAAUGUUUGUAUGCAUAAUUUAUGAAAGGCAAAAAGCAAAUUCCAUCACAUGGACUGAAUUGAGAUUUUAAACAAAACAAAGAAGGUAAAAAGGUCCAUUGCUCUACGAGCUUUUCAAGUGCUUAUUACACACAUGGUAUCGUUAUGCUUGUAAACCAAUUUCAUACAAUGAUUUGUAUGAAAUUGCCCACCCCAGCCCAGAUCUUGUUUUAUUGUGGUGCCUGUCGGACAAAAUGUGGAGAUCUCAUUCAGGAGAAAGGUUAAGGGAUUGUUAGAUUACUUAAAUAUUUUUUCUUGAUUCACAGGAAAAAGUUGAUGAAUAUAUGUCAAUUGCUCGUACGCAAAUCUCUUCCGUGAUUGAACAGUAAGUCAUUCAGUUGCAGUUAAACCUCUUUUUCUGCAAAUUUUCAGUAAAAUAAUGGUCAGGAGAGCUGCAAAUAACAAGGGGAUCAUUAGACUCAGUCAGACUAAAAUUUGCCCAUCAUAAGACAAGCUCCAAAGUAUUGUUAGACAAAAAAUGUGAAGCUGAAGAUUUGCAUUUGACUAAAACGAAUUAAAAUUAAUUCAGUUUAACUUGUUCUUGAAACUUUUCCAGUUUGUCAGAUUUAAAAGGGUAAUUAUUUUGGUCAGACACAUCCUUUCUAGGAAGAGAAAUUAUUUGCAGCCUUGGGCUAGUCCUGUCUAGGAAGAGAAAGUAUCUGCAGCCUUGGACGAGUCACUCUUUAUGUAGAGUGUAGUGAUCACCUAUUGUCAAGGCUUGUGGAGGUGCAAGGACUGAGAAGUCUGGGUUGGAGACUUGUGGUCACGUUCUUUCCUUAGACAAUUAAUUGUUGCACUUUAUCUCUCUCUUGACAUGUCCCAGGUGUUCAUGUAUAAAGCGGUACUGGCACCAUGUUGUCGGUGGUAACCCUAUGAUGGAAUAGCAUCCCAUCCAGGAGAGAUAGCAAUACUCCUUGGUACUUAAUGCGUUAAAGAAACGAGGGAUGAACACCAACAAUGUGUGUUUCAUGGCUUGUGUUUGCCUUUAACUUUUUUAAGAAUCCCCUACAUUAAUAAUGAUGGUAAUAAUAAUAAUAAUAAUAAUAAUAAUAAUAAUAAUAAUAAUAAUAAAUAGACAAAUAUUAAACAAACGUUAAAACUCACAAGUUCCAUUAAAAAAUGAAGAUACAACUGUCUAAGUCUUAAGUACAAUGUAUUUAGAAUCAAAGAGACAUCUAUUUACAAAGCAUUUCUUAAACCUCUCUGUAUUAACACGUGGGAUCUAGUAAGGAUGCAACCUACCGCAUAGAUCCCUGUUCUUAAGUGGGGGGAGAAGAUCCUGCAGGAGAUGCGAGAAAGUAUCCGUAAUACUUUUCCAGAGCCUCACAUCCCUGUCUUUAAUAACCUGUUGAAUCGAUGUUUCAUGUUGAAUAUACCCAAAUCGAAAGGCCCUUCUCAAUAACCUAUCAAUUUUACUAAGGUAUUUGGUAUAAGCAGCAACACCCCAAACUCUGAUAAAGUAACAGUAUUACCUAGUUGCGGUCCAUUUCCUCAAGAGCAUCCUCUGAUACAGUCUAAACUGUUAGUAUGGUGUGUGACGGGAUAAGUGCAGUUGAAGAACAACCUUGAAUUCUGUGUUCUUGAAUAGUUAACAUUGAAAGAGGACUGUUACUAGACUCCAUAUUUCUCUUGACUUCCUUUUAGGGCUAAAUCCAAGCUACCAGCCAAGUUACAGAAGCAGAAGACGUCAUAAACUUGCAAUCUUCAUGCCAAGGGAUCCUACCCCCACAAAUGCGUUGAUUUUCAAGUUUACCUAUUCAAAACUGUUUGUUUAUAUUCAAGUGGCUUUACUCGACCUUUGGCUGGUGGAAAAACUUGGAGAUCAUUGAUGAAUUAAUAAGGAUUAAUUAUUUGACAAGUUUUUACUCUGGUGCUGUUAAGUCAGUGGUUUUGUUUGUCCGGAAAUGGUUUUAGACUGAUUGCUUGUUGUUACCGGUGACCAAAAUCUGAUAACUUGGUAGUCAGACUAGCUCAUUCACGCUCGUUCAUACCCACCCCUCCUCCCCAUUCCUUCUCUCUUUUAACUGUCUGUUGGUGUAAAUCUUUCAUGGGUCCAUAAGGGAGUGACCACAUAAAAUAAAAAGAGGAGGAAGAAGGAAACUAUUUUGGCUUACACAAGAUUUUCUCACUUUGAAAGUCCUUUGUGAGCUUCGGUUGACGUCUAACAGAAGGCUGCAAUUUUUUUUUUGGACUUCAAUGACAUUCUGAAUUCCAAUCCCAGGAAUGUUUAGGGGUCGGCCGACCAUUUGACUUUUGAGUGGGGGGGCGGGGGGGUAUGGGUGAUUUCAGAAAAAAAUAUCGUGCAGACUGAUUUUAAGGGAAAAAAAUUUUGCAAGGAAAUCCCCGGGGAGAAAAUUCCUUCAGUGAAAAAAUCUCUCAUAGUGUAUAAUGCUGGAAGAAAAAAUCUUCCAUCGUUGUGUGCCGGGGGAAAAACUUCUGUCUCCAGAAGUUUAGGGAAAAAAUUCUUACCCCAACCAUUUCUCUAACACCCCCCCCCCCCCCCCCUCAAAAGUUAAAUGGUCGGUCCCUUGGAGGGUCUAAAUGGCGGUGCUAGAGUCUCAGUUUACCAGCUAGAUAAAAAAUUAUAUGAUCAGUUUAUUUAACAAAACUCUAAGGUAUGUGUUAAUAAAGGCUGUGAAUUCUUAGCUUACAAUGAAAACCUAGACCAGUGUUCUCACUUAAACCCUAUUGAGAGCUUUGUUUUAGCGUAGGGGUACGCCUUGUGACACGUGAUCCGAGCGUAUUUUACAUGUCUUUUUAAAGUCCACAGCCCUCUUAAAUUAGUAAUCUUCCUUGAACUAAAGAGUUACUUGUUUCAUGUAUCCGCUGGGCGAGCACGACUCGGAGCAACCUGCUUGCGAGAGAGUGUUAUGUUUGCAGUUCUGCGUCAAAGAUUUUGCGCCGUUUUGUGUGCAAAAAAGCCAAAUUUGUAAGCUGGUUUUCACAGGACUCCACUAGGGUUCCAGUAGGGAAUGCUUGUAUUUUAUGGUAUUUGCCAAUCAUAACUGAUGUUGGUUCUGAAGAGGUCUCAAAAACCAGACAAUUUGAAAAAUACAAAUGACAAAAUUAUUUACUCCUGCAAAGUAAUACUUAUUUACUCAAAUAUAUAUGGUUUCGUGGGAAAGUAUGAACAAGAACUGCCACAAACGCUUAGGAAAACAAUCCAGUUUGGUUGUUUCCAAAUAGACUUCAUCUAAACGCUCACUACAAAUGGCAUUGAAAGCAUGCCACUCUUUCAUGUGUUGUUUUAAACGGGAAGUGUGACUCUAACUUGUUUACACAACACCCGAGUGUCUGAGGUGUUAUCUGUAAACAAUAGGGUGUUGAACGUUGUGGGGGCUAUCUUGCCUCUAAUAUGCUGCUUCAUUCACCGAUUUUAUGUCGAAGAAAAAUUAAGGGAAGAGAAUUAUCAAAGUUAUAACCCAUGUUUUCUUGGUUGUCAUUUCGUGACGUUGCAAAUUUGGUGCUAGGAUGGGUGGAUAUCGGCAUGCCGAUUCAGGUUUCACGUUAUCCCUUAUGAGAUUGAUUUGAAAUAUUAUUAUUCGGGGCACUAGAAAGCGUUUCAUCCAAACCUGGUUAUAUCCCAUUGACAAUCUGAGCUUCUCUCUGUAGAGUUGAUAGUAUUGACUUGCUGUAAUACAAACAGUCAAGGGCAAAUCCAGGAUUUUGAUUGUAAGGGUCGUCAUCUUGGAUACAAGAAACGAUAUAUAGUUGACGCCCUUAUAAUUAUCCCCUUUCAAUUCUCGACCAUAUAUUCACCCCAUUGUACGUUUGCCUUGGCUGGCUGUAUAAACAGAACAAGUGGGAUUUUACCUGAUGUCUCUCACAUAUUUCGAACAGAGUUUGCACUGUACGUUUUAAACAAUGUUCCUGUUAGUGUUAUCAGACCAGUAGAGUCCAGUAUGUAGAUAUAAAUAUAAGGAUUGCUCUUGAAGUAACUUUAUGCCGAGUACAUACAGCUGUAGUACAUUAGCUGAUGCAGAGGAGUGAUUUCUCUUGCAGGAGGACUCUUGAUUUCUGGCAUUACGCUUGGCACUUGCGUCAUAUUUGGCUUGUAAUUACUUGUACGGCUCAAAUAAAAAUGUAGAAUGUUGGCG
Porites lobata is the source of this 9450-nucleotide messenger RNA. Lineage: Eukaryota; Metazoa; Cnidaria; Anthozoa; Scleractinia; Poritidae. The record is from the annotation of a GenBank genome assembly.